This is a messenger RNA of Salvia miltiorrhiza (redroot sage), 1583 nucleotides long. Its product is annotated as calmodulin-binding protein 60 C-like. Gene Ontology annotation, molecular function: sequence-specific DNA binding; calmodulin binding; DNA-binding transcription factor activity. The record is from RefSeq and is a predicted model, not a curated record. Gene Ontology annotation, cellular component: nucleus. Gene Ontology annotation, biological process: regulation of salicylic acid biosynthetic process. The transcript is spliced from 6 exons. Lineage: Eukaryota; Viridiplantae; Streptophyta; Magnoliopsida; Lamiales; Lamiaceae. The coding region runs from base 132 to 1463 and encodes 443 amino acids.
CAAAAACAAAGAACACGAACACCACUACACAAACCAAGAUUUAAUCUUUGGCCACAUGUGGGGCGAUGUCGGUGCUAGCGCACACGCGUCAACACACGCUUUAAUGAUCACUCUCUUUUGUCUAUAUUUUGAUGCUCACCGUUGAGACAGGGAUGGACAACAAACAGAUUAAUCAGAGCAUGAUGUCGAUGGAUGAGUUGAUGCAAAUUGUCGAAGAGGAGUUGGAGUCGGAGAAAUUGAGAAUUUUUGCCAAGGUCGAAGAGGAGAUUGAGUCAACGAAAAGGAGCAUACGUGGUAAAUUCAAGAGAUAUCUCCAAGAUGGGAAUCGGAGCAAGAUGAAACUGGAGUUGAGGAACGGCAUUGCUCCAACAAUCUUGACCGGCGAGGAGAUCAGAGGAGAAGGAGAUGUUCCUAUUGAGGUGGCUCUUGUUGAUGACGUGGCAGGAGUUGUUGUAGACGAUGAACCAGAGGCCUCUGCACAUGUCCAACUCUUUCUUCUCAAAGGCAAGCCAGAUGCUUCCCAAGGAGAUGACUGGACGGCUGAAGAAUUCUCCGCGAGCAUUGUGGAAGGAAAGCAGCCUAUUCUUGCAGGCAACGUAGCUCUGCAGCUGCACAGAGGCGUUGCAGUCGUGAGGAACGUCAAGAUCAGACACCGCGCGAGCAAGAUAAAGCCACCGGAGUUCAAGUUAGGCGCGAGGGUUGUUGGGGAUUGUCGCGUCAAGGAAGCCAAGACAGAGGCCUUCACCCUCAAGGAUUUCCGCGCCAAAUAUUACAUUAAACACGAGAACCCGUUUCUAUCUGAUGAAGUAUCGAGGUUAGUUUGUAUUCGCAGAGGUGGUAAGAUCAAUGGACGUCUUCACAAAAACAAGAUCUAUACCGUGGAGGAUUUCCUAAUUCAGCUCCUCAUAAAUCCUCAACGCCUCAUGAGUAUUGUCAAGUGCCCUGCAAAGAAGUGGGAGGCCAUUGUCAAGAAUGCUAAAGCAUGCCUAAGCAGUGAAAGGAUGUACUGUUACAUAGAUCCGAAGCAGAAGACAGGCGUGGUGUUCAACAUUCUAGGAGACGUGCUAGGACUAUGUUGGGGAAGCUACUACUACUCUUACACAAGCACGCCGUCACUGUCAGAAAAACAAAAGGCUGAUGCUGAGAAACUGCUGGCAUCUGCUUACCAAAACUGGAAGGAGGUGAAGGCCUUUGAUGAUCUCAACUCUCUAGAGCAGCACCUAGCUGGUUUGGGUCCACAAAUUGCAUCCUUGGAUGAUGAGGAUGUAAAUGUUAUAUAUGAAGCUGCGAUGCAAUGUAUCCACGCCUGGCCUUGCAGUCCUCGCCACGAUGAAGCUGAGUCUCAGAUAGUUGGUAAUAGCAGCGAUUCACCGAGAAGGUGGAGGAAACUGUUGUGUGUAUCCAAAUGGAUCUCAGUGAGGAGAAGAGUUAGUCCCCACCCAAAGAAGCAGAGACUUGCUUAACGAUAACCAAAAUUCUGAGACUUCUCAAUGGAUAUAUCAUUACUUUGUCUUCUUUUAAGUUACACGGACUGCCCCACAGACCAACCUUACGAAUCAAUAACUUUAUCACAUUUGUCAUUA